Messenger RNA from Coffea eugenioides, 2967 nucleotides. Its product is annotated as kinesin-like protein KIN-UB. The coding region runs from base 75 to 2705 and encodes 876 amino acids. The transcript is spliced from 18 exons. Gene Ontology annotation, biological process: cytoskeleton-dependent intracellular transport; microtubule-based movement. Lineage: Eukaryota; Viridiplantae; Streptophyta; Magnoliopsida; Gentianales; Rubiaceae. Gene Ontology annotation, cellular component: kinesin complex; microtubule. Gene Ontology annotation, molecular function: ATP hydrolysis activity; plus-end-directed microtubule motor activity; microtubule binding. The record is from RefSeq and is a predicted model, not a curated record.
UGCGCCAGAGAAGAGAAGAGAAAAGAAAAAAGCUGAAAUUCUCAGAAGCAAAUGUGUGAAAGCGAAGUAGAAUAAUGGCGAGCAGCAAUUCUCACCGAAACGGCGGCGUCGGAUACACUAGCAGCAUAACUAGUAAUGGCACGAAGGUGAUAACGGAUAGGCAACAGCAACAACAACUGUUCUCCUCACUCAAUUCUAUCAAUCCCAAGUCUUCCACGACUUCUUCUUUGAAGCCGAAGUCGAGCUUGCGCCGAAGCAGCACCGGCUCAAUUGCCGGUUCGGCCACCGCUAAGGACGAGUCUCGGGGAGUUCGUGGGCGAGUUCGAGUUGCUGUAAGAUUACGGCCUCGGAAUGCGGAGGAGGCUGUUGCUGAUGCUGAUAUGCCCGACUGUGUGGAAUUGCAGCCAGAGCUCAAAAGACUGAAGCUUAGGCGCAACAACUGGGAUUCAGAUACUUUUGAGUUUGAUGAAGUGCUCACUGAAUUUGCAUCACAAAAGCGUGUCUAUGAGGUCGUGGCCAAGCCUGUUGUUGAGGGUGUUCUGGACGGUUACAAUGGCACAGUCAUGGCUUAUGGGCAGACUGGUACUGGGAAAACUUACACGCUUGCACGGCUGGGAGAAGAAGAUAAGUCAGCUCGUGGAAUAAUGGUGCGUGCUUUGGAGGAUAUUUUGGCAGAGAUAUCUCCGGAGACUGAUUCAGUCUCUAUCUCCUAUUUGCAGCUUUAUAUGGAAACUAUUCAGGAUCUUCUCCAGCCAACUAAUGAUAGGAUAUCAAUUAUUGACGAUCCAAAAACUGGAGAUGUUUCACUGCCUGGGGCAACUCUAGUAGAGAUUAAGGAUCAGAAAACUUUUGUGGAUCUAUUAAGCUUAGGAGAGGCUCAUCGAUUUGCUGCUAACACAAAAUUGAAUACUGAAUCUUCACGUAGUCAUGCCAUUCUGAUGGUAAAUGUAAAGAGGUCUAUCAAGGGUAAGGAUUCUGCUCUUUCAGUUGAAAAUGGGAAUGCUUCUCAUGCAGCUAAAAUCUUAAAACCUCCCAUUGUGCGUAGAGGAAAGCUAGUCAUUGUAGAUCUUGCUGGUUCUGAGCGCAUUGAUAAGUCAGGAAGUGAGGGUCAUACAUUAGAGGAAGCGAAGUCUAUCAACCUUUCUUUGAGUGCUCUAGGGAAGUGUAUUAAUGCACUCGCAGAGAACAGUCCUCAUGUUCCAGUCCGGGAUUCAAAACUUACAAGGUUGCUUCGAGAUUCAUUUGGAGGCACAGCAAGAACAUCAUUAAUUGUUACAAUCGGGCCAUCCCCACAGCAUAGGGGAGAGACAGCAAGUACUAUAAUGUUUGGACAAAGGGCUAUGAAGGUGGAGAAUAUGUUGAAAAUUAAAGAAGAAUUUGAUUACAAAAGUUUGUCCAGGAGGCUUGACAUUCAGUUGGACAAACUAAUUGCUGAAAAUGAGAGACAACAAAAAACUUUUCAGGACGAAAUUCAAAGAAUAGCAUCUGAAGCACAAAAGCGUAUUGCUGAGGUUGAGAGCAAUUAUGCUGGUGCACUGGAGUCAACAGAAAUUAAUGAGUUUAAGAAGUUGCUCCAAAAUGAAACUCUACUACGAAGAGCUGCAGAAGAAGAAAUAAGUAGUCUAAGAAAUGAAGUAGCACAGUGGAAAAGGUUGGAGGCAGCAAAAAGUUCUGAGAUCUUAAAGCUUCGCAAGUUGCUGGAAGAUGAAUCACAGGAAAAAGCAAAACUUGAAGAAGAAAUUGCAGCAUUACAAAGUCAGCUAUUGCAAUUAAGUUUUGAAGCUGAUGAGACUAGACGAAAUCUUGACAAAGGAGAAAUGGCAAAAUUAUCUGGUGAUUUAGAUUCUCUAUUACCUCAAUCUAAUCAUCAAUCAUCUAGAGACUUUGGUGAUGGAGCCUCCAUGGCAAAACUCUUUGAACAAGUGGGAUUGCAGAAGAUAUUGUCAUUACUUGAAGCAGAUGAUGCUGAUGUGCGAAUUCAUGCAGUAAAAGUUGUCGCUAAUCUUGCAGCUGAAGAGUCAAAUCAGGAAAGAAUUGUUGAAGCAGGUGGUCUUACAUCCCUUUUGAUGCUUCUUAGAAGCUCUGAUGAUGAAACCAUUCAACGGGUUGCAGCUGGUGCAAUUGCUAACCUUGCAAUGAGUGAAACCAACCAGGAGCUUAUUGUAUCUCAAGGGGGCUUAGAACUGUUGUCAACUACAGCUGCUAAUGCCAACGAUCCGCAGACCCUUCGCAUGGUUGCUGGAGCCAUUGCAAAUCUUUGUGGCAAUGAUAAGUUACAAAUGAAGCUAAGAGGCGAAGGCGGCAUUAAAGCAUUGCUAGGAAUGGUGAGAUGCAGGCAUCCUGAUGUUCUAGCUCAAGUUGCCCGUGGGAUUGCGAAUUUUGCAAAAUGCGAGUCUAGAGCAUUCACUCAAGGAACAAAGAUGGGAAGGUCUCUCCUAAUUGAAGAUGGUGCCCUUCCAUGGAUUGUACAGAAUGCCAAUAAUGAAGCCUCACCAAUCAGGCGACAUAUUGAGCUAGCACUUUGCCACUUAGCACAGCAUGAAGUAAAUGCAAAGGAUAUGAUUACUGCAAGAGCGCUGUGGGAGCUUGUUCGAAUCUCACGGGAUUGUUCACGAGAUGACAUAAGGAACCUUGCAUACAAAACACUUACUCACAGCCCAGCUUUCCAAGCGGAACUGAGGCGUCUACGGAUAGAUUAUGGUUAAAGAAAUUGGUUAUAACAUACCAGCUCUUGGGUUGCAGAGACAAUUAUAAACACAAGGUGGCUGCCCAUAAGAAAAAUGGGCAGGAUCCCCCCUGGAGGUAGCAACUGUCUGAAAGUCUUUAUCAUUAUUUGGACUGCGGGAAGGCUGAUUUGUGGCAUUUAUUGUGUCUGAUCCGACGACCGGUAUUUGCAGGUCAUUGGCUUAUCAUGUAAAUUUGCUUAAAGUUAGAUAGAAGUUGCCUAGUUAAGAUGGUCUUCUCACA